Molecule: messenger RNA, 531 nt
Organism: Euleptes europaea (tarantolino)
Lineage: Eukaryota; Metazoa; Chordata; Lepidosauria; Squamata; Sphaerodactylidae
Gene: MRPL30
Product: mitochondrial ribosomal protein L30
Exons: 5
Coding region: 1-489 (162 amino acids)
Biological process (GO): translation
Cellular component (GO): large ribosomal subunit; mitochondrion
Molecular function (GO): structural constituent of ribosome
Source: RefSeq, a predicted model, not a curated record
AUGGCGUUGUUGUUGUUGUGCCGGGGCGCGCGGAGAAAUCCUUCUGGGGUUUGGCAGAGUUUGGCAAAAAACAGCGUACAGCCAGUGACUUGGAUUCGGCAGAGAUUUACAAGGUCACGCAUUCCUGCAUCGGUAUUUCAGCCACGACCUGGUGAUCACGAAAAAUACGGGGGUGAUCCAAAGCAGCCUCACAAAUUGCAUCUUAUCACUAGGAUCAAAAGUGGAAUAAAGCGUCCUUAUUGGGAAAAGGAUGUGAUAAAAUAUCUUGGAUUGGAAAAGCGGUUGGAACCUGUAGUGCACAAAAACAUUCCUUCUGUGAAUGCAAAACUGAAAGUCAUCAAACACCUAGUAAGAAUACAGCCAUUAAAACUGCCUUAUGGAAUUCCAACUGAAGAGGAGAUGUCUGAUGUCUAUAUUAACAGCAAAGGAGAACUAAUAAUUCGCCGACGUCUACAGCCAGUGGAACAGAAAACCAUAGACUCUUCGUAAUAUGCAGUGAAUUUGUAUAAUAAAUAUAAUAUUUCCUUGAAA